ACCGAGCCUGAGUGUCACAUGUCGGUCCGGACAGGCGGCUGUUUCACACCUCCGCUUUCCCCGGAGAGACGCUCACAGAUCAGCCGGUUAACAUCUCCGGAGCUGCGGGAGACGAAUGGCAAUGGCGACCGGUGAAAGCCAGCCAACUUUUGAGUCAUUGCUCAGCCAGGCCACAGACCCAAACAAUCAGGAGGACAGGUGGGACUGCAUCCAGGGUUUCUACGAGCUCAUCAACCAAGAGACUGAUGGCCCACAGGUAGCCAUUCGUCUGCUUUCCCACAAAAUCCAGUCUCCACAGGAGAAAGAGGCUCUGCAGGCUCUCACUGUCCUCGAGGCAUGUAUGAACAACUGUGGAAAGAGGUUUCACAGCGAGGCUGCCAAGUUUCGCUUUCUCAAUGAGCUCAUCAAAGUUUUAACUCCAAAGUACUUUGGAGCGUGGACUCCACAGAAAGUUAAAGACAGAGUGACGGAGGUUCUCUACGGCUGGACUCUAUGGCUCAAAGAAGAACCCAAGAUCCAGCAAGCCUACAGCAUGCUGAAGAAACAAGGUAUUGUAAAGAAAGAUCCCAAACUGCCAAACACUGUAAUAAUGGCACCUCCACCACAAAGAACCACCGAAUCUGUUUUUGACCAGGAGGACAAGGCCCAGCUUUUAGCCAGAUUAUUGAAAAGUGGCCGUCCUGAAGACCUGGAAACGGCCAACAGACUCAUUAAAAGCACCAUCAAAGAGGAGCAGGAGAGGGCAGAGAAAGUGUCAAAGCGUGAAUCCACUCUGAAGGAGGUGGAGAGCAGCACCAAACAGCUCAGAGAACUGCUGGAGCAGCACGCAAACACUGGAAGCUUGUUACAGCCGAGUGAUGACGUGAAGACCCUGUACGAGCGCUGUGAUCGGCUGAGGCCCAGCCUGUUCCGCCUGGCCAGCGACACGAUGGACGACGACGCGGCUCUGGCGCAGAUCCUAGCGGCUAACGACGAGCUCACACUGGCAGUAAAUGCCUACAAGGAACGAGUGGAGAGGAAGGAGUGCAACAGUGGACGAGGAAGAAGCAGAAGUGAGGAAGAGAUGGAUGGUAAAAAUAAUGCUCCGAGGAGUCCCAGAGAGGUUAAAAGCUACCACCUCAUCGACCUGUCAGCUCUGGACUCUCCAAAGACGCACAGGAAAGCUGAUUCUCUGCCGUCUUUCGAAUCCCCUUCGCCCAUGUUUUCCUCUCUUCUGGAAACUACCUUCCAGCCAGUCGCUGACGAGGACUUUCAUGAGCGAGAGUUAGACGAUCUGGUCUCUAAACAGUCUCCAGAGAGCUCGAGGUCGUAUUAUGAAGAACUACUGCAGCUUAACGGAGACGGUCAGAUGAAGAGCGCUGAGCAGAACGGAGGGCGAGGCCUUGUGUUGAGAGCCCGCGGGUGUGGCGGGAGCGGUGCGACAUCAAAUGGGACUAACGUUUGGUCCCUCCCUCACAAUCAACAACUUGGUGAAGUGUCAGAAGAGAGCUCGUGUCCCCCACAAGUCCUGAAGAGCAUCUUUGUUCCAGUGGAGACGAUCAAAUCCAGUCAUCUCGAGCCGAUCACUCUUUUCAAUCAGGCCGGGAUCCACGUCUCUCUCCAUUUUGCCAAAGACUCUCCGACGGGUCAUCCGGGCGUUGCCGUGGUCGUCAUCUCCGCAGUGAACACGUCUGCCCUCCAUGUGAAAGACUUCCUGUUUCAAGCUGCCGUUCCAAAGACCAUGUUGGUGAAACUUCAGCCUGCCUCAGGGACACACCUACCUCCUUACAACCCUGUCCUGCCUCCACCUGCCAUCUCCCAGGUCGUCCUAUUGGCUAAUCCUCAGAAGCGAAAGCUGCGUCUACGCUACAAGCUGACACUGACACACGGAGACCGGCAGCUGAGCGAGACCGGAGAGAUCGACAGCUUCCCUGACUGGACCGCUUUGAUCGGCCACUAAAAACCUCACAGACUUGGAUUAAAAAGAGAUAAAACUCUGGAUCUGGUCUGUGCUGGACCUGGAAUCCAGCUGUUGAGGUCAGAGUGAGUAAAGUGAACCCGGCGAGAAAGGAAAAACUCAACGAAAAGGUGGGAAACUCUUGACCACGCCUGCAGUUGAUCCUCAUGAGGUCAAACAAGUAUCAGGUCUGUAUUUUCUUAAAGAUCUUGUGCUUUACCUUGAAAGACUUUUCUGCGUUUUAUAGCAUCGUAGCAAGCCAAGAAACAACCUUGGAAAGAUUUAUAUUACUCUAAAAAGGUGGACAAACUUGUUUCACAUCUAAAAGUGUUCCGGGUUGGUUUGGUACAUCCCUGAUUGUACCUGAUUCAGGUAAAUUCAGGUAUUCUGCUGUUAGUUUGCUGUCGCUGCCUCCAGCCUGUUGUGAAGCUGCAGUCAGAUAAUACAGUAUGUUCACUCUGCCCGUGUGUGUGCUCACAUGCUGGUUACAUGUCUACAUAUGAAGUUUGGUAUUUAUUUGCUCUUGUGCAUUUGUGACUUUCAAAAUUCCCAAAGUGCCUUAAGAUCUAAGAUAUUUAUGUGAGGAAUGAAGCUGCCUUAAGGAACGUGUGUGUGCAUGUGAGAAACCUUCAAAGAUUCCUAUUGGCGUGUAUUUCGCUGUGCUUGACCGCAGCUUAAAACACAAGCAAACGGAGGAAAAACAGAGGCGGCAUUUAGAAAAAAGUGCAGAUAGCACAAGCAAAUGAACAAACGUUUCCACUCUGACUACACGUGGCCUAAAAGAAAUGUGCUGCAAAUACAGGAAACAGCAAGCAAACGCAGAAAUGUUACAACUUCAACACAACAUAAAUUUCCACAGGACAGUAAAAACUGAUAAAUAACACCAAAUGCACCUGUUAAUUGCCUUUUCUAAUUAGUAACACAUUCAUCAUACUGGUUGCAUGAUAUUCACUCGGGCAAAAAACUGCCUGCAUGAGUCAAUGUUAGUAUGUUUUGGGGGUAAGUUGUGGCUCUCAUCGCCAAAAAACAGGAAGUGUUGUUGUACAAUGCACAUGAAGCAUGUUGUGAAAAAUAAAAGCACCCACUUCCUCCCAAUACAUGACAACAUGUACACUCUCAUACAGGAAGUUAUUUGGCCAACUGAACAUAAUGCAACCAGCAUGAAAAUAUUACAGGCAUCAACAUGUAGCCUCUGUUGUGUUGUAACUUUCUGUGGUUGCUCGUUUUCUGCAAUUUCUUCACACGUCACAAGAUGCUUUAUCACAUCGCUGAAUGUUUUUCUUAAUUUGCAGCUUUUCUCUCUAAAUAUGACGUCUGCCUUGUCAAAGCUGUGACGAUCACGUCCUAAUUGGCGAGGUGAAAACACUUCUAAAGCUCUCAGCCGACGCAGAUUUGGGACUUUUGUUGAAUGCACUGUUAAUUUCAUAUGAUCAGAUGUUGUGAUCAGUGUUUCCUGAUUAGCCGUUUUGUACCGCAAAGCUUUAUAAUUUGAGCCCAGAGCAACAAAUUCAGUUAUCAUCGAUGACUGUCAGACUGUCAGAUAAGUUCAAAGCAGGAUGAUUUCAAGCCGAUCUGAAUGUUUUCUUUGAAUGCUUGUCCGCCUUUUGUUUGUCAGUGCAACAGUGUUGAUGUGCCAUGUGUCAUCAAUAAAUACAAAUGCAGUCUGCAUCACAA
Molecule: messenger RNA, 3610 nt
Organism: Chelmon rostratus (copperband butterflyfish)
Lineage: Eukaryota; Metazoa; Chordata; Actinopteri; Chaetodontiformes; Chaetodontidae
Product: ADP-ribosylation factor-binding protein GGA3-like
Exons: 16
Coding region: 116-1939 (607 amino acids)
Biological process (GO): vesicle-mediated transport; intracellular protein transport
Cellular component (GO): trans-Golgi network
Molecular function (GO): ubiquitin binding; small GTPase binding; phosphatidylinositol binding
Source: RefSeq, a predicted model, not a curated record